GAGCCGUGCGGACGCGCGGCCCCUCCCGGCCCCUCCCGGCCCCCGCCCCGCUCAGCAUGUCUCGGACCCCGCCGCCCCUCCGCCCGCGCGGCGGGGACCCGGGGCCGCGGCGGCGGGCGCUGCCCUGACGCGCUGCGCACGGAGGGAGCGAGGGAGGCGGCGCGAUCGCGGCCGGGCGCGGGGAGCCCGGGGGAGCCCGGCCGGCCAUGCGGAGGGAGGAGCGAGACGCCAAAGCCGUGCGGCCGGCCGACGGGGCCGCCGCGCCCCCCGAGGGGCAGAGGAACGGCUACGUGAAGGGCUGCGUGAGCCCCCUGCGGCGGGACCCUCCGCGCGGCUUCCUCUUCCACCUCUGCCGCUUCUGCAACGUGGAGCUGCUGCUGCCGCCGCCCCCCGGCUCCCCGCGCCCGACCUGGAGGGCGCGCCUGGCGCCGGGCGCGCUGGCCGCCUUUGUCCUGGCGCUGCUGCUCGCGGGCUCGGACCCCGACGGCUGGGCGCCGCGGGGCCUGCGGGGCGUGUGCGGCGUGUGCGGCGGCGGCCUCGGCGCGCCCGUGGGCAUCGCCGGCGCCUUCUUCUUCCUCACCUGCUUCCUGACGCGCGCGCAGCGCGGCGGCGGCGCCCCCGGGGGCUCGUGGCGGCUGCUGGCGCUGCCCGCCUGCUGCUCCCUGGCGGACGCGCUGCUGGGCCCCGGCCCCGGCCCCGGCCCCGGCCCCGGCCCCGGCCCCGGCCCCGCGGGCGCCCCGGGCGCGCACUCGCCCCCCGGCGUGGCGGCCAGGCUGCUCCUGGUGCUGAGCGGCGCGGGCUUGCUGGCGCUCGCGCGGCCGCUGCGGCCCCGGCACGGCGGCCUGGUGCUGCCCCUGGCGGGCGCGGUGGGCUGGGUGUCCCUCCCCGGGCCGCGCCCGCUGCUCGGCUGCCUGGCCGGGGGCGCCGGCUGCCUGCUCGCCCUGGGCUGGGAGCGCUUCUGCCGCGGCGGGGAGGCGGCCCCGCACCCCGCGCGCCCGGCCGGCGCCGCCGCGGACGACAAGGUGCCGGUGAUCCGGCCGCGCCGCAGGUCCAGCUGCGUGUCGUUCGGGGAGAGUCCGGCCGCUCACUACGGCGGCUGCAAAGUGUCCAGGAGGCCCUCGCUGCCUUGCAUCUCCAGGGAGCAGAUGAUUCUUUGGGAUUGGGACUUAAAGCAAUGGUAUAAGCCUCAUUAUCAGAAUUCUGGAGUAGGAAGCGGAGUUGGCCUUUCAGUGCUGAAUGAAGCUCGGAAUAUGGUGUCUGAUCUUCUGACUGACCCCACCCUCCCCCCCCAAGUCAUUUCUUCUCUGAGGAGUGUCAGCAGCUUGAUGGGCGCUUUCUCAGGGUUCUGCAGGCCGAAGACGAACCCGCUCACACCGUUUCCUGGAUUGUACCCCUGCUCAGAAGCAGAGGACCCAGGAGAUCGAAGAUUCCACAAGCAGGGACUCAACAAUAGGAAUAGUCUGCCUUCUCCUCAGCUGAGGAGGGGCUCGGGAACAGCAGGCCCACCACUCACAGAACAGACUUCUUCACGGUGGGAGCGCAGCAAUGGCAAGAAACCUCCCCAGGAGGUCGGCACCUCAAGUCAAGGAUGCUAUUUAAAUGGGCCUUUUAGUUCAAAUCUACUGACAGUCCCGAAGCCGAGGUCAUCUUCUUUAUCACUGUCUCAUCACACAGGGCUAAGAAGAGUGGGUGCUUUAUCCAGCCUGAGCCCUGUGACUUCUCUCAGCCAUGGACCACUGUCUCCUGGCUCACUGACAAAUCGAUCACCUAUAGAAUUUCCUGACAUUGCUGAUUUUCGUACUAAGCCAGGCGUUACUUUGCAAAGAUCACUGAGCAGUACAACCAGUCCACCAGAUUUUUAUCAGCAGCUUGGAAAUUCUAAUAGUAAUUUAUGUAACAGCUGUGGACAUCAAAUACUGAAAUAUGUUUCGACACCUGACUCGGAAACUAGUACAGAAUGCCACACUGGAAAACUAGGUGAAGAAGACACGGCCACUUGCUCGAAAGAAUCCUUCAACCUGACAGAAGCUCUACACGAGGAGGAAACAGAGGAGAAAGACUGCACCAGUUUAUUUCUGGAAGUUGAUAAUUUCCUAGCAGAAGAGGCCCAGGACGAACAGAGACCAAAUGCUGGACAGGCAGCAUCAGCAGACCUAAUAUUAACAGAAGAUUAUGACUCAUUAAUAGAAAAGAUGAGUGACUGGAAUUUUCAGAUUUUCGAACUUGCACAAAAGAUGGGGGAGAAGUCAGGAAGGAUCCUCAGUCAGGUCAUGUAUGCCUUAUUUCAAGACACUGGCUUACUGGAAACAUUUCAAAUUCCAACUCCACAAUUCAUCAACUAUUUUCGUGCAUUAGAAAAUGGUUAUCGAGACAUUCCUUAUCACAAUCGUAUACACGCCACAGAUGUCCUUCAUGCAGUUUGGUACCUGACAACAAGACCGGUUCCUGGCUUACAACCGAUCCACAGUGAUUACAGGACAGGAAAUGAAACAGCUUCUGAUGGUAGGACUAACCCGGGAAGAGCCGCUUACAUUUCUUCAAGGAGCUGCUGCCUUCCGGAUGAGAGCUAUGGCUCCCUCUCGUCCAACAUUCCUGCUCUGGAGCUGAUGGCUCUCUACGUGGCGGCCGCCAUGCACGACUACGACCACCCGGGGAGGACCAACGCGUUUCUGGUGGCUACAAACGCCCCUCAGGCAGUUCUGUACAACGACAGGUCUGUUCUGGAAAAUCAUCACGCCGCAUCUGCUUGGAACUUGUAUCUUUCUCGCCCAGAAUACAACUUCCUCCUUAAUCUUGAUCAUGUGGAGUUUAAGCGUUUUCGUUUCCUAGUCAUUGAAGCAAUCCUCGCCACAGAUCUUAAAAAGCAUUUUGAUUUCCUUGCCGAAUUCAAUGCUAAGGCCAACGAUGUGAAUAGCAAUGGCAUAGAGUGGAGUAAUGAGAAUGACCGCCUCUUAGUAUGCCAGGUGUGCAUCAAACUGGCGGAUAUCAAUGGCCCAGCCAAGGUCCGGGAUUUGCAUUUGAAAUGGACAGAAGGCAUUGUCAAUGAAUUCUAUGAACAGGGAGAUGAAGAAGCAAAUCUUGGCCUGCCCAUCAGUCCCUUCAUGGAUCGUUCUUCUCCUCAGCUGGCAAAACUCCAGGAAUCUUUUAUCACCCACAUAGUGGGUCCCCUGUGUAACUCCUAUGAUGCUGCCGGCUUGCUGCCUGGCCAGUGGAUAGAAGCAGAAGAUGACAAUGACACUGAGAGCUGUUACGAGGAAGAUGGGGAAGAACUAGAUUCUGAGGAUGAAGAAGAUAAUCUAAAUCCUAAACCACAAAGAAGGAGAGGCAGACGGCGAAUAUUUUGCCAGCUGAUGCACCACCUCACAGAAAACCAUAAGAUCUGGAAGGACAUCAUAGAUCAAGAAGAGAAAUGUCAAGCUGAUGGGAGCAAGCUGCAGGCGGACGGCUCCCCCUUACCUCAAGUGGAUGACAUUCAGGUCAUUGAAGAAGCGGAUGAAGAGGAAGAGAGACUGUGAGUGAAGCGUCGUCCUUCACUCCAAAGAAGCCCUUGGCCGGACGCUCGCUGCGCUGACUCUGAACUGACCGUCCAGGGUGGGUGGACAGGCCUUACUACUGAGAGGAUCCGCUCCUGAGCACUUUCACCCCACCAACUAGCCACGUUUUCUUAGAGUUUGGCUUCCGCUAACUCCUAUUUCAGACUCUCGACUUACUGCCUCCCCUGCUGCGUGAAUGCCUCCCCAUAGCACCACUUUGCUAGGUAAGCUACGUCUCACGGGGGUUAACUGUAACUCAGAAACUCAAGUCACAAUCUACUUUCCAUAGCGGGCCAGGACCUUGUUUUCAUUAAAAAAAAAAAAAAAAGUUCCUAUUAUAAUUCCAAAGUGAUCUUUUCUAAGAGUCUUUGAAAUGCUUUGAGGGGAAAGGCUGGUGUGUGACUACAGAGGGCUCCCAGCGCUGCUUCUUGGAGGACCCGCUCACUGCACCACACUGUUCAGGGCAGUUCUCCCAGUGGGGCGCAUCCGGAGAGGACCGAGUGACCUUCGUUGACUUAAAUUCAGGUGCACCGAUUCCUGCCGCUUCUUACUGUUGUCUGUCAUCUACAACAUUUGUUUUAUGUCUGCCCGGGUAUUCAGGUUUGUCGUGGACACUGGAAGUCUGCGUCUACUCUUACAGACUUCAUAGUCCAUGGCUAAAUUUUAAAGCUAUUCAGGUUUAAUAGUGAAAGACUUUAUUCUUUAGUCAAAACUGUUGCUAUUUUUACUCUUGGUCAGGAUUAAUAUUUUUUAACUUUCAUUACUAUCGACAGCAUAGGCUUGUGAGAAAAAAAAAUCCUAAUAAACACCUUUUAUGAAAAAUAAGCAUUGUUUUUCAGCUGUGAGACUAAUUAUAAUAAAAUAAAUUCUGUCAGAAAUGAGAAAAAGAAAAACAGUGUGAAGCUCGAAAGGACACAUAGAUUGAAUCAGUGUAGAAACGCUUGUUUAUCUCGAGAUCCAAUAGCCUGUGUGUCAUGUAUUUACUUACUUCCUGGGAAGUCCAUGCUCAUCUUUCUGUCAUUCCUUCUGCCUCAACCCUUCAUGACUAAAAUGACUUGUGACUACUUAGAGCCCCACUGCUUGACUUCUGAGAUAAAAUGAAUGGUGUGAAGACUUAAAUUUUAUAUAAUGAAUCUAAGUAUUUUAGCAGAUCAUUUCACACAAAAGUACAUUGUUAAAGAACUACAUUAAGAUACUUGCAAAGAAAAUGGACCAUAUUUACAAGAUUUUGUUACUUUGAGUUCAGAUAUAUACCCUACUUCUAAGAAGUAUCUGAAGGGAGUUGGGCAGUAGUGCAGUGGAUUAAGUGCAGGUGGCACAAGGACCAUAGUAGGGAUCCUGGUUCGAGCCCCCAGCUCCCCACCUACAAAGGAGUCGCUUCACAAGCGGUGAAGCAGGUCUGCCGGUGUCUGUCUUUCUCUCCCCCUCUGUCUUCCCCUCCUCGCUCCAUUUCUCUCUGUCCUAUCUAACAAUGACAUAAAUAACAACAAUAAUAAUAACUACAACAACAAUAAAAAACAAGGGCAACAAAAGGGAAAGUAAAUAAAUAUUUAAAAAAAUUUAAAAAGAGUUAGAGGAGUUUUUGUCUUGUAUAGGAUUGUACUAUUGAGUGAGUAAGCUUAAUUUAUUAGACACAUUCCGAGUCCCUUCCUGCCACUUUCACUAUAAUUGCCAUUAUGUGUAGACUGGUUCCCCAUUACUAACGAGUAAAAUCUUAACUGAUUUACUGA
Molecule: messenger RNA, 5263 nt
Organism: Erinaceus europaeus (western European hedgehog)
Lineage: Eukaryota; Metazoa; Chordata; Mammalia; Eulipotyphla; Erinaceidae
Gene: PDE3B
Product: phosphodiesterase 3B
Exons: 16
Coding region: 207-3515 (1102 amino acids)
Biological process (GO): signal transduction
Cellular component (GO): membrane
Molecular function (GO): 3',5'-cyclic-AMP phosphodiesterase activity; protein kinase B binding
Source: RefSeq, a predicted model, not a curated record